Molecule: messenger RNA, 2825 nt
Organism: Scylla paramamosain (green mud crab)
Lineage: Eukaryota; Metazoa; Arthropoda; Malacostraca; Decapoda; Portunidae
Gene: Dpm1
Product: dolichol-phosphate mannosyltransferase subunit 1-like
Exons: 7
Coding region: 138-857 (239 amino acids)
Biological process (GO): GPI anchor biosynthetic process; protein O-linked glycosylation via mannose; dolichol-linked oligosaccharide biosynthetic process
Cellular component (GO): endoplasmic reticulum membrane
Molecular function (GO): dolichyl-phosphate beta-D-mannosyltransferase activity
Source: RefSeq, a predicted model, not a curated record
CCGUAGUCUCUGUGUUCGUGACGUCACUUGACAACACGGCAAGCUUACGUCUCGUCUCCGCGGCCCAAGCAGUCAGACAGACGGCACGGUUUUCACAGCUGUUAGAUACACGCACUGCAACAGACUUGACGGUGAGGAUGGCCGGCAACAAGUACACAGUGCUGCUGCCCACCUACAAUGAGAAGGACAACCUGCCCAUCAUCGUCUGGUUGCUCUGCAAGUACUUUGAUGAGAGUGGGUAUACAUAUGAAAUUAUUGUCAUAGACGAUGGUUCACCUGAUGGGACCCUGGAAGUGGCUAAGAAACUGCAGGACAUCUAUGGAGAGGAGAAAAUAGUUCUGCGGCCAAGAGCAAAGAAGCUUGGCCUUGGCACGGCUUAUAUCCAUGGUAUCAAGCAUGCAACAGGCAACUUUGUUUUCAUCAUGGAUGCAGACUUGUCGCACCAUCCCAAAUUCAUCCCAGAUUUCAUCAAGAAGCAGAAGGAAGGUGACUAUGAUGUGGUGAGUGGGACACGCUACCGAGGUGAUGGUGGUGUGUAUGGCUGGGAUCUAAAGCGCAAAAUAAUUAGCCGAGGAGCCAACUAUGUCACACAGAUUCUGCUCAGACCUGGUGCCUCAGACCUCACUGGAUCCUUCAGGUUGUACCGCAAAGAGGUGUUGCAAAAGCUGGUGGAGUCAUGUGUCAGCAAGGGCUACGUCUUCCAGAUGGAAAUGAUCAUCCGAGCUCGCCAGUUUAGCUACACCAUUGGCGAGGUCCCCAUCAGCUUUGUGGAUCGGGUAUAUGGAGAGAGCAAGCUUGGUGGUGCUGAGAUUGUAGGCUUUUUGAAGGGCCUCCUCUACCUCUUUGCCACAACUUAGGGAAGGCAAGACAACUACUGCAGUCUUCCUACCCACCUGAAUAAGCAUUAGCAUGUUUGUCAUUAUUUAUUGGUCAAGCUAUUGAGUCUCAUCCACUUUAUCUUAUACAGCUUGUGGGCCAGUGCUAGAGCAGUUAAAUCUGAUGACUUAUUGAAAGGAGAAUGUAUUGUUAUUGUUACCAUUUGCUUCUUAGCUUUGUAUUUUUUUUUAUUAUUAUUAUUAUUAUUAUUAUUAUUAUUUUUUUUUUUUUUUUUUUUUUUUUUGUGCAAGUGGAAAUUGCAGGCUCAGCAUCCACCUGAACAAAGGAACAUUUAAGUGUUGAUAUGUAUAUAUUGAUUAACUUCUGACUUUGUAUACCUUCAGCUGAGCAGGCAGUGUGACAUGGUAAUUGCUUGAAGGGAGUGAGUAAGGUAUUACGUAUGUGCUAUUUAUUCACUUACAGUACGAGGAAGGAGGGUUGUAAUUGUCUUUUCUCUUGUAUUCAUGUGAAUUUUAUAUUUAUUGGUUGUUGGAUUGCUUUGUGUUGUGAAUAAUGGGAGUCGGUGAUUUAUUCUGUAUGGUGAGACUUGCUUGCAUCAUCUACUUAAUGUAAAUCAUGGGUAUCAAUUUAAUAUAAUAUUCACCUUCACUAUGACAAAACAAACCCUUUACAUAUGACCAUUACAGUGCCUUAGCCUUUAUAUCUGUGUGUGUGUGUGUGUGUGUGUGUGUGUGUGUGUGUGUGUAAGUACAGAAUCAAUAGCUAUUCUAGUGUUGAUGUACUUGUACCUUGAAUGCCAUGUAAACAUAUUUGUGCUCACUUCCUCUUGGUCAUUGGAAGGAAAUGUUCUUAUCAUUCACUCUAACACUGACCUUCAUGUUAUGUGUUAUUUUUGUAAAGUUCCAUGUAAAAUUUAUAAUACUAUCAAACACAUAUCAUUGUGUUUACUAAUAAAUAGAUGUUCUACUAUAUAGUCUUAUUAUGUGUCAGGGAAUAAGAAAUUAUAUUAGAACUGCAUAGAAAUACAUAUUUAUUUAAGUGUAGUGCCUGUGAUGUUAUGUAGGUCUACAGUGCCAGAGUGAGAAGUGUUAUGUGCAUUUUCACUUGCACAUGGUUGAUAUUCUUCAUUGUGAUACUGAUGACACAAGUCUGAUAAUGUGCAGAGUGAGCACACCAUUAUCUGUUGUACAUUAAACACACCAUUAUCUUUUCGUUGCUUAUAUUUAGUUUUUGUUAUGCAUGGGACAACACAACAUAAUUGAUGUUUAUGCAUUGUACUACUAAAAGCAACUAAAAGAAAUUGAUGUGAGAAUUUGCAAAGAUCUGAAGUGCACCUGGAGUUGUGGGACAGUCAAAGUGCACUAAACUCCAUUUUGACCAUGUUUAUCAUUGUGGGCUGAUAAGUGAGAUGCAGUUUCCUAUCAAUGUCUCAAUCCCUAGGUGCUCUGUUUUAUGGCCCAACCAAGUAAAAUUUUCCUGCUUCAAAACAAAUAAUUAUAUAUUAGUAUCAACGUAAUUUAAAAAAAGAUCAGUGAAGGUAUGACGUGUGGCAGCUCUACGCUUUCUCUUGGAUUUCUGUGAUGAUGUGUGGCACUGGUUCAAGGUUCAUUACCACUAACUAAAGAGGGUCAGGAGAGUAAGGGUGUAUGUUAAAACAGGGAUAUAGCACACUCUAAAAGAGAAUAUCAGAUAUUGCAAGUAACUUAAGGCUAUUGAACAUGUCUUACAUUUGAUGAACUUUUAAGAGGCAACUUGAGUUGUUAUAAUGACCAUUGGAUAAAGGAAAUUUCCAGAUAUAACUAUCUGGCCUUCCCCCAAACUGCUUAUGAUAUGGAGGGUUUCCAUUCAAGAAUUUGUUACUACAGCUUUCCUUAGCAGUUGUGGGAAGGAUUUGUAUUCCACAUAAAAUCUGUUAAGUUUUAUAUAAUAUUUUUUGUACCAGUUUUGUAGCCAGAAAAUUGAAGAAUAAAUUAUUCUUAAUCCUAAAA